AUGGCAGCCAAGAGGAUACUGGUGUAUCGAAAUGGGGACGCCUUCUUCCCAGGCCACCAGCUGGUGGUGACCCAACGCCGCUACCCCACCAUGGAGGCUUUGCUUUAUGAGGUGACAUCAGCUGUGCAAGCCCCGCUGGCUGUACGUGCCCUCUACACACUUAGUGAUGGCCACCCUGUCACCAACUUGGCUGACCUCCAGAACGGAGGACAGUAUGUGGCUGCUGGCUUUGAACGAUUCCACAAGAUCCAGUCUAUUUGCCUCCUGGAAGGAAACACCCAGGUGGAAAGACUAGGCAACAACAUACUCUGCACCCUCGAGGGGCUUCCACUGUCCACAGGGACUGCUCUGGUGAACGGCCAUUACUACGUGGCUGUUGGAGAAGAAGAAUUCAAGGCCCUCCCCUAUAUGGAGCUGCUGGUGCCCAGCCCCUCUCUGUCCAGGGGCUGCUGGUGUCCUCCAGGCCUGAAGUACAAAGCCCACAGGAAGAGGGUCCAGGGCUACAAGGCCUCAGCAGCCCAGCCUUCUCCAAAGGAGGCAGGGGAAACUGGACCAUCCACUUUCUAUGCCUGGCCCCAGCAGCCCUGGCAGCCCUGGAGCAAGCUCCCUGCUGUCUCAUCUGCAUCAGGAGUUACAGGAGUGUAUGGGGCUCCAUACCCGAGGAAGGAGACAGCUGGGGCUCAGGAAGUGAAUGAGGAUGAGAACACACGCACAGAGGAGCCUGUGGAUCAGAGGGCAGCAGAGACAGUAGAAGAGGCCUUGUCUGCGCAACACCAGCCUGGGCCUGAAGCUGUAGCCCCAACCUCCGCCCAUGCUCCUCCAUCUUAA
Molecule: messenger RNA, 828 nt
Organism: Mus caroli (Ryukyu mouse)
Lineage: Eukaryota; Metazoa; Chordata; Mammalia; Rodentia; Muridae
Source: RefSeq, a predicted model, not a curated record